Molecule: messenger RNA, 603 nt
Organism: Macrosiphum euphorbiae (potato aphid)
Lineage: Eukaryota; Metazoa; Arthropoda; Insecta; Hemiptera; Aphididae
Source: the annotation of a GenBank genome assembly
AUGACAACAGACAACUGCGACAUCGAUCGCGCUGCGGUAAACGUGAUAUUGAUGGAAAUGUUGGAGGAUAUUUUUGUCGACAAGAUGGAAGGAGCUCUUGCUGAUAAAACAGAAGAAAGUCUCGUUCGUCUAGUCGCGCCAAUCCUGUCUGCCAUUGACACGGUCACCACUACUGGUGACGUUCAGACCCUGGAGUCGGAGUCUGGAGGCUCGACUCUUGGAGGUGCAGUGGGAGAGGCGUCGGCAGAAGACGUCGAGGAGACCGUCUUCUCGCACGGUGAUGGAGUGCCGAGCAGCGACGCGCUGUCGUCUGCGGCAGAGUCGAAGCUAGCUCCGAUCCCAACGACAGCACCGCUCGGCGACGAAGACACUGUACGGGAAGACGGAGAUUCCAAAGUUUUGGAAGCAGCUGAGGACCAUUCCAUUUUGGGUCCAGAAAUGCCGGAUGAAAAGAUCGAGCCCGCCAGGGGAGAAGCGGUGUUCAACAAUUUUGGCGAGCUUGUCGGUUGGUUAGACCCGGUGGCCGAAGCACCCGAAAUCUGCAGCGAUGCGCCUCCAAAGAGGUGGAAGAGCCUGAGACGCUUUUUCCGCGGCCUUUGCUGA